This is a messenger RNA of Aspergillus clavatus NRRL 1, 1026 nucleotides long. RefSeq names its product ACP S-malonyltransferase. Gene Ontology annotation, cellular component: mitochondrion. Bases 1 to 1026 code for a protein of 341 amino acids. Gene Ontology annotation, molecular function: [acyl-carrier-protein] S-malonyltransferase activity. The transcript has a single exon. The record is from RefSeq and is a predicted model, not a curated record. Lineage: Eukaryota; Fungi; Ascomycota; Eurotiomycetes; Eurotiales; Aspergillaceae. Gene Ontology annotation, biological process: fatty acid biosynthetic process.
AUGGCCAGCUCCUGGAUUGACAAAUUUCCGAUCACAUCAAGGCUAUUUUUAAAUGAGAUGAACGACAUUCUAGGAUUCAACCUAUCUCAUAUUAUAUCAAAUGGCCCAAAUUCCGAGCUUAAUAAAACCGAAAAUUCCCAGCCGGCUAUAAUGGCCACAUCAGUAUUGAUCCUUCGCAUACUGGAGAGGGAGUUCGGGUUCGACACGAAAUCACGGGUGAAUGUAACACUCGGACAUAGCUUGGGCGAGUUCUCUGCUCUGGUUGCUGGCGGCUAUCUUACUUUCAAAGACGCGCUGAAAUUGGUUCGUCGACGGGCGGAAAUCAUGGCGGAAUGCACGCGCCAGGCUUCUAAACAAUCCGGGGAGGAUUACGGCAUGGUGGCUCUGGUUUGUGAACCAGAUCACCUUGAGUCCUUACUCUCCACCAUAUUUGAAUUUACAAGCCACACGUCGUCCAGUUUCAACGAUGACUUGAGCUUCGGAUCACCCCCAAUUCAACAAGUUGCAGUUGGAAACGUCAACUCCAAAAAUCAAAUAGUACUGAGUGGAAGCAUGUCAAAGAUAAGCACUCUUCUCAUCCAAAUUCGUCAAUUCGGGGGUCACGACCCGCGUGCAGUGAGGUUAAAGAGCGAGAGUCCGUUCCACAAUCCAAUAUUGGCACCAGCUGCAGGGUACAUGGGACAGGAACUAGACAAUGUUCAAAUAAAAUUCCCUGCCCAUAUGCCGUGUAUUUCAAAUGUGUCUGGUCGGCCUUUCAAAUCUGCGGAAGACCUCAAAGGCCUGUUGUCUAGGCAAUGUGUUGAAACUGUAAGAUGGUGGGAAAGUAUUCGUUAUCUUGACCAGGAGCGGGGGGUAAAGAGAUGGAUUGGCAUUGGACCAGGCAAGGUUGGCAGGAAUUUGGUCGGCAAGGAGGUUGGCAGAAUCAAUGGUAAAGGUGGUGGUGUGUGGGCUCUUUGUGAUCCGCGGGAGCUGGAAAACAUAAUGACAGCACUGGGAAGAACAGAAAAUGAGGCUUUUCAUGGGUAA